AUGGAGUUCAGCGUGGUGAAAAAAAUCGCAUGCCCCGUUGAACAAUGCGGCCAUUUCGGGAGAACCGACAAUAUCCGGAAACAUCUCAUCAGUGUUCAUAGAUACAGCGAAGCCCAAAUGCAGGAAUUCUCGAAUUCCAUUGUUUAUUCGAGAGCAAAAUCGAGAGCUUCCGGCGUUUGGAAGUGUCCGAGGGCGGGGUGUGAGAAUUUAUGCAAUACUCAACAAGGAACAAUUAAGCAUAUUAAAUUAAAACAUCCUGGAGAAGAAGAGGAACUAAUUCCAGUAAGUUUUUAUUGAUUUAUUGAUUUUAUCCAAAGAAACUGACUCAAAGUCUUCCAGAAAAUCAACUUCGACAAAACCCCCCGUCAAGAAAUCAAAGUAGUCCAAAGAAUCCUCCGAAGACACUCAAACCCAUCUCGGGAACCCCGCGAAUUCCGCUACAAAUGUCCCUUUGAAGGUUGCACUGAUACAGUAACCUCCCGGAUAAUUCUAGUCUACCACGCUCGCGAAAAACACACGACUCCCGACAAGAAAUUCAUUUUGCAGCGUGAAUGUUUUGAGAGCGAAGACGAUUUCAAAACCUGGUUCACCGCUAGGAAAUUGGAGACAAAUGCGAAGUUUUGUACGAGAAGAUCGAAUUCUGAUGGAAUGAAGAGAAUGAUAAAUUACGUGUGUUCUAGCGAGGGACACUAUAAACCCAGGAAUGAGCCGAAAUUCACGUGUAAAACGUUGGAUGGAAAAAAUUGCACGGCAUUUGUGAAUGUUACAGUGCAUGAGGAGAGCGGGGCGCAUUCUGUGAUUGCCUGUUUUACACAUACAGAUCAUGCGGUGAAGCCGAAAUAUGUUCGUAAAAAAUCGACGAAGCCUAGGAAAUCAAGGGCUAAGCCGAAGUUGGAGAAUCCGAAGGUUGAGCAGGUUCCUGUUACGUUUCAGGUAAAAAUUUUUUUUUAAAAAAUCAAAAUUUGACCUAAAAUUAAUUUCAGGAAAUAAUGAUCCCACUAAAAUUGACAAAACUCAAAAAAAAAUCAAAAUUUAAUCUGAAAUUAAUUUCAGUAUCUUUUCUAGAUAUAAAAAUGAGGAAAUCUAGCAAUUUUGCAGAAAAUUUUCAUUUAUCAAAAUUUUUUGUCAAAUUUUCAAUGAAAAAAAAAUUUUUUUUUGAAUUUCUAAAAUUUAAUGAAUAAAAUUAUUUUUCAGAAAAUGCAACCUCAAAAAAAAAUCAAAAUUUAACCUGAAAUUCAUUCCAGGAAGAUUUUUCUACAGAAAAUUCAAAAAAUUUCCUAAUUUUUAAAUUCUUUAAGGAAAAUUUUUAGGGCUUUUUUCUUCAAACUUAAAUUUGACCUAGAAUUAAUUUCGGAAUUUUCUAGUCCAAAAAUUAAGAUUUCCAGUCAAAACUUAUCCUAAAAUUAAUUUCAGGAGGAUUUUUAAAUGAAAAUUAAGAAAUUUCUUAAAUUCUUUAAGGUCAUUUUUAGAGCCAAAUUUAAGCCUAACCAAAUAUCCACCUAAAAUUAAUUCCAGGAAGAUUUUUCUACAGAAAAUUCAGAAAUUUUAAAUUCCCUAAGGUAAUUUUUAGUGCCAAAUUAAAGCCUAGCCAAAAUUUCCCCCAAAAAAACUCACAUUUUCAAAUCCUCGAAAAAACCAAAAAUGACCAUUUUGUUGUCAAUUUCACGUGAAAAAUUAAAUUUUCACGUAAAAAUUCCUAAAUUUCAUUUUUUUUUUGAAAUUUUUUCGGGUUAAGCCUAACCAAAUAUCCACCUAAAAUUAAUUCCAGGAAGAUUUUUCUACAGAAAAUUCAGAAAUUUCCUAAAAUUUAAAUUCUUUAAGAGAAAUUUUUAAAGCCAAAUUUAAGCGGAAUUCCUCAUUUGCCUUCGUUUCAGAAUAACCUCGAUAUCGAUCCGGAUGUUUAUGAUGGAGAGGAGGAAAUCGAGUAUAAUCAAGAAGAUCAAGAUCUAGCCCAAGAUCUAGCCCAAAAUCCAUAUUCAAAUGAAAUCGACCAGAAUUUGGAGUAUGUUAAAAGCACCCUUGGACACAUUGAUGAAUUUAUCGAAAAAUUGAAAAUGGGCGCAGAGAAAAACGAGGAAAUUCUGAAUAUUUCACGGAAAUUACAAGGAUAUGUGAAUGAGAUUGUUGAUGUGGCAAAUCAAUAUUUGACAGCUAAGGAAAUUGAGCAAGUGGAACAACAUAUUGAAGAAGAGGAUGUUUUGAAUGAGCAGGUUCCGAAGGUCUCGUCGUUUUGUCAACUUUGUAGAUUGGUAGGUUGAAAAUUUCGAGAAAAAUCGAUUUUCUGAUGAAAUUUGGUGAAUUUUGAGCCCAAAUUUGAAUAUUUUUGGAUUUUUGGAUGAAAUUUUUCAGAAAAAUCGAUUUUCUGAUGAAAUUUGGUGGUUUUUGAGACCAAAUUGAUUAAUUUUCCGAUUUUUUGAAUUUGGGCUAAAAAUUAUUGAAAUUUUCAUAAGAAUUAGCUCAAAAUCUGGAUUUCAAUUGAAUUCAGGCUAAAAAUUUCUAGAAAAAUCGAUUUUCUCAUGAGAUUUGGUGAAUUUUGAGCCCAAAUUUGAAUAUUUUUGGAUAAAAAAUGUUCAAAAUUUUUAAAGUUUCGAAAAAAAUUUCGAGAAAAAUCGAUUUUCUGAUGAGAUUUGGUGAAUUUUGAGCCCAAAUUUGAAUAUUUUUGGAUAAAAAAUGUUCAAAAUUUUUAAAGUUUCGAAAAAAAUUUCGAGAAAAUCGAUUUCCAGAUGGAAUUUGGAGGUUUUUGAGCCCAAAUUGAUUAAUUUUCCGAUUUUUUGAGUUUGGGCUCAAAAAAUAUUGAAAUUUUCAAAAGAAUUGGCUCAAAAUCUGGAUUUCAAUUGAAUUCAGGCUAAACAUUUCGAGAAAAAUUAAUUUUUUGAUAAAAUUUGGAGAAUUUUGGACCUAAAUGCUCUAAAAUACCCAAAUUUCGUUUUAAAUGCGAUUUUUAAGCCCCUAAAUUUGAAAAUAAUCAAUUUUUCUUUCAAAAUCUCGGAAUUUGAUGAAAAUCCCAUAUUUUGAGUCCAAACUUCAGUUUUGCGAUCAAAAAUUCUCAAAAAAUUUCAUAAAUUUUUGAAACAGUGAAUUUUUUUGGGAAUUUAAAAUUUUCAAGUUUGCAAUCAAAAAUCGUGGAAUUUUAUGAACUAAUGAAAUAUUCAGCCAAAAUCCGAUGAAAUUUUCAAAUUUGGACUCGAAAUCUCCCGAUUUUCACCAAAAAAUUGAAUUUUUCUGAAAUUUUCAGCCAAAAAUCCCGAAUUUCUUCAAUUUCAGCCAGUUUCUCCCUAUGAAAAUCUCAUCAAAACCAUGGAUUCGUGGCAUAAUUGCUAUAAUUGUGGAGUUCGAGUACAUGAGAAAUGUUUUAUGAUAACUGGAAAAGAUGAAUGUCGAUCUUGUCAAUAUGGAAUGUAUGUUAAGAUUCUGGACGCCUGA
Molecule: messenger RNA, 3423 nt
Organism: Caenorhabditis angaria
Lineage: Eukaryota; Metazoa; Nematoda; Chromadorea; Rhabditida; Rhabditidae
Source: the annotation of a GenBank genome assembly